Cynoglossus semilaevis (tongue sole) is the source of this 1468-nucleotide messenger RNA. It is a transcript of the gene ptger2a, whose product is annotated as prostaglandin E receptor 2a (subtype EP2). Gene Ontology annotation, biological process: inflammatory response; adenylate cyclase-activating G protein-coupled receptor signaling pathway; cellular response to prostaglandin E stimulus. Lineage: Eukaryota; Metazoa; Chordata; Actinopteri; Pleuronectiformes; Cynoglossidae. Gene Ontology annotation, molecular function: prostaglandin E receptor activity. Gene Ontology annotation, cellular component: plasma membrane. Bases 316 to 1428 code for a protein of 370 amino acids. The record is from RefSeq and is a predicted model, not a curated record. The transcript has 3 exons.
UAACUCCUCCUCGCGCUGGUUUAACUCGGGUCCAUUCAUGAGUGAGCCGUCACAACACCGGACCACGGUGUUCACUCACACUCAGCCCCGGAGACCACCGCUGCACAACUGAAACUGGCAGUCGCUCCGGGACACGCGGCGCCGUGACUGCGGACGGGAGACACGCGUGUGCACGUCACCGUCAUCAGCAGGUUCAACGACAGAGAAGGUGCCAUGGCUGCUGAUAACCACCUAAGGACUUGUUUUUGACACAUUUCUCUGGCCUUCGGACAUACGGUAUAUUCCAAAAAAAGUCUGUUUGGUCCUAAAGCUAAGAUGAGUUCUGAUCCAGACCUGUGUCACAGCAAACUCCACAUCGAAUCCACCACUAGUCCUCUCAUUAGUGCAGUCAUGUUCUCUGCUGGAAUCCUGGGGAACGUCGCUGCCCUCGUGAUCCUGGAGAUCCGACGGCGGCGUGAAACCAGAGCUGGAGGAACAUCCAGGAGAGCCCUGUUCCACAUCCUCAUUACAUCGUUGGUGGUGACGGAUCUGGCAGGAACCUGUCUGAUCAGUCCACUGGUGCAGGUGGCGUACUCACGGAACACAACCAUGGUUGGAAUGUCGCCAGGCCGUAACAGUGUGUGUGCGUACUUUGGAGUCAGCAUGACCUUCUUCAGCCUGGCCACCAUGUCGCUCCUCUUCACUAUGGCAUUAGAGAGGUGUUUUGCCAUUGGAUACCCGUACCUGUACAGCAGACAUGUGACCAGGAAGUGUGCUUACAUCACCAUCCCGCUCCUGUUCUUGCUGUGUGUGAUUUUCUGCCUCUUGCCUUUCCUGGGCUUUGGUAAAUAUGUGCAGUACUGCCCCGGUACCUGGUGCUUCAUCGACAUGAACCCCAUGCAGAGAGAGGACCGGGCCUACGCCAACCUGUACGCCUCCAUCAUGCUGGUGCUUGUUCUGGCCAUUGUGGCCUGCAACGGAUUUGUGGUGUUUCAGCUCUUCAGGAUGUACCAGAGACGCAAGAAGAACUGCGGCUCCAUGAUGGCGUCCACCAGGUCCCACAGCGACCGCAGAGCCAUGUCCAUGGCUGAGGAGGUGGAGCACCUGAUCCUGCUGGUCUUUAUGACCAUCAUAUUCAUCAUCUGCACACUGCCUCUAGUGAUCCGGGUCUACAUCAACUCCAUCGGGACCAGGGUGGAGUCUCACCGCCUGGACCUCAUUGCCCUGCGCUUCAUUUCCGUCAACCCCAUCAUUGACCCGUGGGUCUUCAUCCUCCUGUCCCCCAGUGUGUUGCACUUCUGCUGGGCCUCCGUCUGCCAGGCUCCGCUCCUGUCCUCUAGACAUUCUAUAUUCAAGUCGUCCAUGGGCAGAGACGAGACUAACACCAUCCAACUGUCUCGCUCAAAGUUGGACUACAGACAAAACAACCAGAGUUCUGAAGUUCUAUGACCCUGACAGAACUUUGUAUGUUUUUUGUUGUCUAUAUACA